CUCCCGCUCCCCUGGAACCAUUGUUGGCGAAAAAAGUCGAGACGGUUUCUACAACGUUAAAUACGUCCUCCCUCCCGCCAGUUUGGAGACCAUUUUUUGCAGGACGACAAGAUCCCGAGCUUCAAUCCACGACUCGACGGUGACUUGGCUCUCGUUACCCCACGACGCCUUUUUUCUUCCUUCUCGCAAUCCUCUGCUCCCGCGCAGAAUGGGUCUCAUCCAGGACCUUGGAGGCCCGCUGGCCGAGGGCUUCGCGCGUCUCGGACUGGCCUCGCAAAUCGGUGUCGCGAUCGGAGGCUUCCUGUUUCUGAGCAUCUUCUUGAACGUGCUCAAGCAGGUGCUCAUCAAGAACCCCAAUGAACCUCCCCUCGUCUUUCACUGGUUCCCCUUCGUGGGCAGCACCAUCACCUACGGCAUGGACCCUCCGCGCUUCUUCCAGGAGAACAGGGAAAAGUACGGCGAAUGCUUCACCUUUAUUCUGCUCGGCAAGAAGACGACCGUCUACGUCGGACCCAAGGGCAACGAGUUCAUCCUGAACGGCAAGAUCCGCGACGUUUGCGCCGAAGAAAUCUACACGGUGCUCACCACCCCCGUCUUCGGCAAGGAUGUCGUCUAUGACUGCCCGAACUCGAAGCUCAUGGAGCAAAAGAAGUUCAUGAAGGUUGCCCUCACUACCGAGGCUUUCCGCUCCUAUGUCCCCAUCAUCUCGGACGAGGUCACCAACUACUUCAAGCGGACCGCCGACUUCAAGGGCCAGUCUGGUGUCGUCAACAUCUGCCCCAAGAUGGCCCAGAUCACCAUCUUCACCGCCUCUCACGCGCUGCAGGGCAAGGAAAUCCGCGACAAGUUCGACGUGACCCUGGCCGACCUCUACCACGACCUCGACAUGGGCUUCUCCCCCAUCAACUUCAUGCUGCACUGGGCUCCGCUCCCGUGGAACAACCGCCGCGACCACGCGCAGAGGACCGUCGCCAAGAUCUACAUGGACACCAUCAAGUCGCGCCGCGAGCAAGGAGAGACGGACGCGCAGGAUAUCAUGUACCACCUGAUGAACUCGACCUACAAGAACGGCGUCAAGGUCCCCGACCACGAGAUCGCCCACAUGAUGAUCGCGCUCCUGAUGGCCGGCCAGCACUCUUCGUCGUCCACCAGCUCCUGGAUCAUGCUCUACCUCGCUGCCCGCCCCGACAUUAUGGAGGACCUCUACCAGGAGCAGAUCAAGAACCUCGGCGCUGACCUCCCCCCCCUCAAGUACGAGGACCUGGCCAAGCUUCCGCUCAACCAGGCCGUCAUCAAGGAGACCCUCCGCCUGAACGCCCCGAUCCACUCCAUCAUGCGCGCCGUCAAGCAGCCGAUGCCGGUCCCCAACACCAAGUACGUCAUCCCGACCAGCCACGUCCUCCUCGCGGCGCCGGGCGUCUCGGCGGCGGACUCGCAGUACUUCCCGCAGCCGGACCUCUGGGAGCCGCACCGGUGGGAGAAGGAGUCGCCGCUGGCGCCCAGCAUCGUGCGCAACGACGAGCCGGAGGAGGCCGACGACGACAAGGUCGACUACGGCUACGGCCUGGUCAGCAAGGGCGCCGCCUCCCCCUACCUGCCCUUCGGCGCCGGCCGCCACCGCUGCAUCGGCGAGAACUUUGCCAACGUCCAGCUGCAGACCAUCGUCGCCAUGACGGUGCGCCUCUUCAAGUUCCGCAAUGUUGAUGGCAGCAACAAGGUCAUCGGCACCGAUUAUGCUUCGCUCUUCUCGCGCCCGCUCGAGCCGGCGAACAUUCACUGGGAGAGGAGGGAUAAGGAGUAAGGUUGGGGGUUGAGGGAGUCGAAGUAAUGUCACGGGAAUACAUGGAAAGGGAGGGGUCAAGUUAAGAAAGGGGCUGAUGAUGAUUUCGGCGUUGGCUAUAUGUAGAUAUGCUGGACAUGACCGGACCGGGGGACAAGCAAACUGGUCGGAUCUGGAUUGGCCAACCGGCCCAGAGGAAGAAGCAUAGAAUAUUAAUCCUUAAUACUCGUCCAUGG
This is a messenger RNA of Chaetomium fimeti, 2016 nucleotides long. Its product is annotated as cytochrome P450. NCBI's taxonomy places the organism in Eukaryota, Fungi, Ascomycota, Sordariomycetes, Sordariales, Chaetomiaceae. Gene Ontology annotation, molecular function: monooxygenase activity; oxidoreductase activity, acting on paired donors, with incorporation or reduction of molecular oxygen; heme binding. The coding region runs from base 209 to 1801 and encodes 530 amino acids. The transcript has 3 exons. The record is from RefSeq and is a predicted model, not a curated record. Gene Ontology annotation, biological process: ergosterol biosynthetic process.